GUAUAUAUGAUCUUGGUAGACAUACUUGGCAUCAUGAGUGAAUUGUCUUUUCACUUGAGUCUAUACAAAUGAAAGUAAAAUUUGCAGGGAAAAGGAAUUGGACAAGGAAAUGAAGGACCUCUGGACUGUGUUUUGUGGGGCACCUGGUUGUUCGGACAACAAUGGAAAGCUUUGCCAUACUGAUUUUGGGUCAAUGACAGAUCCUUCAUCCUGUAUCAAUCAUGUGUUGAUAAUUUGUUUUGAUGUUAUACUUUUGUUUGUCUUCUUAUUCAAUCUGUUUUCCAAGGCAUCCUUAAGAUCUACCAAUAUUCCUGCUCGCUUUCAUGGGUUUUCACGUUUGCAGUUGAUUUCAGCUAUUUUUAAUGGCUUCCUAGGAUUGUUAUAUUUGGCAUUUGGCAUUUGGAUUUUAGAAGAUAAGGUGAUGAAAAACCACAGUUCAUUACCUCUACACUGGUGGUUAUUAAUCAUGUUUCACGGAACGACAUGGUUAUUAGUAAGUUGUACCACAAGUCUUCGAGGAAAAUAUUUCUCAAAAACCCCUCUGAGGCUUUUGUCAAUUCUUGCUUUUAUCUUUGCUGGGGUUUCUUGCGGUUUCUCUCUCUUUGCUGCCGUUUUUGUCAAAAGGGCAUCAUUGAAGAUAGCUUUAGAUAUAUUGUCUUCCUUAGGAGCAUGUUUAUUGUUGUUAUGCACCUAUAAAGAGCUAAAGCAGGAAGAUGUCAUUGGAAAUGACCUUUAUGCUCCCUUAAAUAGAAUCAGUAAAAGUAAUUCUGUUAGCUCCAUCACUCAAUUUGCUAAGGCUGGAAUCUUGAGUAAAAUGUCAUUUUGGUGGUUGAAUUCGCUGAUGAAGAAGGGGAAGAAGAAAACUCUUGAGGAUGAGGACAUACCUAGAUUGCGUGAGGCAGAUCGUGCAGAAUCAUGUUACUUAAUAUUUGAGGAGCUAUUGAACAAACAGAAACAAGUUGAUCCCACUUCCCAGCCAUCAGUUUUGAAGACAAUUUUCAUAUGUCACCGGAAAGAGAUUAUUGUUUCAGGAUUCUUUGCACUGUUGAAAGUAGUCACUGUGUCAGCAGGUCCUUUGCUUCUUAAUGCCUUUAUUAAGGUUGCUGAAGGAAAUGCAAGUUUCAGAAAUGAGGGACUUUUCUUGGCCAUUCUGCUUUUCACUUCAAAGAGCUUGGAGUCCGUAGCACAAAGACAGUGGUAUUUCAGGUGCAGACUAAUUGGUCUAAAAGUGAGGUCUUUACUUGCAGCAGCUAUUUAUAGGAAGCAAAUUAAAUUAUCUAAUGCUGCCAAAUUGAUGCAUUCCAGUGGUGAGAUUAUGAACUAUGUUACUGUGGAUGCUUAUCGUAUUGGAGAGUUUCCUUUUUGGCUGCAUCAAACCUGGACAACAACUGUCCAACUCUGUCUCGUACUUAUAAUUCUCUUUCACACUGUUGGUGUUGCAACUAUUGCAUCCUUGGUAGUGAUUAUACUCACUGUGCUGUGCAAUACUCCCCUUGCAAAAUUACAGCAUAAGUUCCAGACCAAGUUAAUGGUUGCACAAGAUGAUAGGCUAAAAGCUAUUUCUGAGGCUCUUGUUAGUAUGAAGGUUCUAAGAUUAUAUGCAUGGGAAGCCCAUUUCAAAAAUGUUAUCCAGAUUUUGAGGCAAGUAGAAGAAAAGUGGUUAUCAGCUGUUCAGUUACGUAGAUCAUAUAAUAGCUUCCUUUUCUGGUCAUCUCCUGUUUUGGUUUCUGCUGCUACUUUUGUGACUUGUUAUUUCCUUGGUAUUCCACUAAAUGCGAGCAACGUUUUUACCUUUGUUGCAACUUUACGCCUGGUUCAGGAGCCCGUUAGAACAAUUCCGGAUGUUAUUGGUGUGGUAAUUCAAGCAAAGGUCUCCUUUGAGAGGAUUGUCAAGUUCCUUGAGGCAUCUGAGCUGGAAAUGAGACGGGAAUGCAUCAGAAGCACAGAUCAUGCUGUACUCAUCAAAUCAGCUAGUCUCUCAUGGGAAGAGAGUCCAUCGCGACCAACACUCAGAAACAUUAAUUUGGAGGUUAAACCUGGUGAGAAGAUUGCUAUAUGUGGGGAAGUUGGCUCAGGAAAGUCAUCUCUUCUGUCAGCAAUUCUGGGAGAAGUUCCAAGUAUACAAGGAACAGUUCAAGUUUAUGGAACAACUGCCUAUGUCUCUCAAUCAGCAUGGAUUCAGACAGGGACAAUACGAGAGAAUAUUUUGUUCGGUUCUCCAUUGGAUAGCCAGAGAUACCAGCAAACCUUGGAGAAGUGUUCACUGUUAAAAGAUCUCGAGAUACUACCUUAUGGUGAUCUCACGGAAAUAGGAGAAAGAGGAGUCAAUCUUAGUGGUGGACAAAAGCAGAGAAUUCAACUUGCUCGUGCUUUGUAUCAUGAUGCGGAUAUAUAUCUCUUGGAUGAUCCCUUUAGUGCUGUAGAUGCCCAUACCUCGACAAGCCUAUUCAAUGAAUACAUUAUGGGAGCUCUUUCCGGGAAGACUAUCUUACUUGUGACCCAUCAAGUUGAUUUUCUUCCUGCAUUCGAUAUGGUUCUGUUAAUGUCAGAUGGAGAAAUUUUACGCUCAGCUUCAUAUGAUCAGUUAUUGGCCUCGAGCAAAGAAUUUCAAAACUUGGUUAAUGCACACAAAGAGACUGCUGGUUCAGAAAGGGUUUCGGAGGCUUUUUAUUCGCCAAGAAGUGAUACUUGUUCAAGAGAAAUUAAAAAUAAGGAUAGUGGUAAACAACCAAAAACCUCUGGAGGAGAUCAGUUGAUCAAGCAAGAGGAGAGGGAAGUUGGAGACACUGGAUUUAAGUCUUAUGUUCAGUAUUUGAAUCAAAAUAAAGGAUACUUGUUCUUUGCCAUAGCUGUUGUUUCGCAACUUGCGUUUGUGGCCGGUCAGAUAUUACAAAACUCCUGGAUGGCUGCAAAUGUUGAAAAUCCUGAAGUUAGCACUUUGAGACUGAUUUCAGUUUACUUGCUAAUUGGAUUCGUAUCCACACUGUUUUUGCUCUCUAGAUCUCUAUCAACUGUUCUUUUGGGUUUGCAAUCUUCAAAGUCCUUGUUCUCACAGCUACUAAAUUCUCUCUUCCGUGCCCCUAUGUCAUUUUAUGACUCCACACCUUUGGGAAGGAUACUAAGCAGGGUCUCAUCAGAUUUGAGUAUAGUUGAUCUUGACAUCCCAUUCUACUUGAUUUUUGCGGUUGCAUCUACCACAAACUUUUAUUCUAAUCUUACAGUACUAGGUGUUGUUACUUGGCAAGUUUUGUUUGUCUCCAUCCCAAUGGUUUAUGUGGCCAUUCUCUUACAGAGAUACUACUUUGCAUCUGCCAAAGAGUUGAUGCGGAUCAAUGGAACUACCAAAUCAUUUGUGGCCAACCAUCUUGCUGAAUCCAUUGCUGGAGCUGUGACUAUAAGGGCAUUCAAGGAGGAAGAGAGAUUUUUUGUGAAAACAUUUGAACUAAUUGAUAUAAAUGCCAGUCCUUUCUUCCACAAUUUUGCAGCAAAUGAGUGGUUGAUUCAACGGCUGGAAACUAUUAGCGCAACUGUUCUUGCUUCCUCAGCACUUUGCAUGGUUUUACUUCCUCCUGGGACUUUCAGCUCUGGAUUUAUUGGGAUGGCUUUAUCUUAUGGUCUUUCCCUAAACAUAUCCCUUGUUUCUUCCAUUCAAUAUCAGUGCACUUUGGUGAACUAUAUCAUUUCUGUGGAAAGACUUAACCAGUAUAUGCAUAUACCAAGUGAAGCUCCUGAAAUUUUAGAAGAGAGCCGUCCCCCAGUCAAUUGGCCUUCGAGGGGUAAGGUCGAAAUUCAAGAUUUGCAGAUAAGAUAUAGGAGGGAUUCCAGACUUGUUCUUAGAGGGAUCAGCUGUACAUUUGAAGGAGGUCAUAAAGUUGGUAUUGUUGGACGAACUGCCAGUGGAAAGAGUACACUGAUUAGUGCACUAUUUCGACUAGUGGAGCCUGCAGGUGGAAGGAUUGUGGUUGAUGGAGUAGACAUUUGUAAAAUUGGUCUUCAUGAUUUGAGGUCCCGUUUCGGGGUAAUACCUCAGGAUCCUACUCUUUUCAAUGGAACAGUGAGAUGCAAUUUAGAUCCCCUAUGUCAGCAUACUGACCACGAAAUCUGGGAGGUUCUUGGGAAAUGUCAGCUACACGAGGCAGUUAAGGAAAAAGCGAAAGGGCUUGAUUCCUUGGUUGUAGAAGACGGGUCAAACUGGAGCAUGGGGCAGCGACAACUGUUCUGUUUGGGGCGUGCUCUUUUGAGGAAAAGCAAGAUUUUGGUGCUUGAUGAAGCAACAGCAUCAAUUGACAAUGCCACCGACAUGAUAUUGCAAAAAACUAUCAGGGAGGAAUUUGCUAACUGUACUGUUAUUGCAGUUGCCCAUAGAAUACCCACAGUAAUGGAUUGUACAAUGGUUCUGGCCAUUAGUGACGGAAAACUAGUGGAGUAUGAUAAACCUAUGAGGCUGAUGAAGAAUGAAGGUUCGCUCUUUGGGAAGCUUGUUAAGGAGUACUGCUCUCAUUAUCACUCAGCGAAAUCACAUUGAAGUAAAGUGCUGAUCUGUAACACAUUCUGUGGUGCAUCAAACUUCACAAACGUUGCCUAAUUGCAACCCCAAUCAGUCCAUUGAGAGAAUCACUAAACUCAAUGUUGGUCUAUCUAUGGCAUGGAUAUGUGAUCUUUCUCUAAAUGUUAGUGCAUAACUUGUUGUAGGCUGUUGACAUCGGGAAGGUU
Solanum stenotomum is the source of this 4713-nucleotide messenger RNA. RefSeq names its product ABC transporter C family member 10-like. Gene Ontology annotation, cellular component: plant-type vacuole; vacuolar membrane. The record is from RefSeq and is a predicted model, not a curated record. NCBI's taxonomy places the organism in Eukaryota, Viridiplantae, Streptophyta, Magnoliopsida, Solanales, Solanaceae. Gene Ontology annotation, biological process: transmembrane transport. Gene Ontology annotation, molecular function: ABC-type transporter activity; ATP hydrolysis activity; ATP binding.